CUGAGAAAAGCAGAGCGGAGGACAACGCUUAUCUCACAACUCUACUGCAGAACUGCGCUCAUUGGAGGGCGGUUCCCGCUCGCUCCAGGAUGCUCGUUGCCGCUGCACAGCCGCCUCGACCCACCUCCCAGCUUCGCCGUCGCCGGCGAGACCCGUCGCGGCCACCGAAGGCGCUCGCCUCCAUACUGCGCUCGCGCGUCAUCGCCUGCCUCCGCGCGCAAGACAGUGACAUGGCAUUGCAGGCGGCCCACGCGGCCGUGCGCGGCGGCGUAUCUGUGCUAGAAAUUGUGAUGUCCACUCCUGGAGUGCUGGAGGUUGUUGAGGAUCUUCGCAGGAGUUAUCCUUCUUUGACAUUUGGCGUUGGCACGGUCCUAAGUGUUGAUGAUGCAAGGAAAGCAAUUAGAGCCGGUGCACAGUUUCUCAUGAGUCCUGGUACAGUCAUGGAAAUACUUCAUGAACUUGAAGAAAGUGAGGUUCUGUAUAUUCCAGGAGUGUUGACGCCAACUGAAAUUAUAUCUGCUUGCAGUGCUGGUGCUAAAAUCGUUAAGGUGUACCCAGUUUCAGUGAUGGGUGGAGAGAUGUACAUGUCUGCUCUAAAGAAACCAUUUCCUGUUCUACCAAUGGUUGCUUCUCAAGGAAUUACCAUCGAUUCAAUCAAGUCGCACAUGGAGGCAGGGGCGUCUGCAGUGGUGUUAUCGGAUGCUAUUUUCAACAAAGAGUUGAUGGGAGAAAGGAAAUUCGUUGAAAUUUCAGAACUUGCAAAUCGGGCCACUUUACAGGCAUUGCAAUCUGGAAAAUGACGUACAACCAAAAACCAUUUUGCAAGCAUUGCAAUCCAGAAAAUGGGGUACACAGUACGCAGUCUGAUAUUUCAACGAUUGGGAUUCAACAUGUCCUCCACUCAUAUUCUAUGCUCUAUAAGAAUAGGCAGGCAGCCGCUGAAGUUUGAUCUGCGUGCAACAACAAAAAUCAAGGAUGGUACCAUUUUGUUAGGAAGGGUGGUUUAAUCUGCCUGCUGGAAGUACAAGUAUUGUCACUACUACAGAAAUGGUUAUCAUUAACGGUCGAAAAAUCAUAUCAGUAACGGUCGGGGCCGCCGUUUAUAA
Brachypodium distachyon (stiff brome) is the source of this 1106-nucleotide messenger RNA. Its product is annotated as KHG/KDPG aldolase. Gene Ontology annotation, molecular function: lyase activity. The transcript has 9 exons. Lineage: Eukaryota; Viridiplantae; Streptophyta; Magnoliopsida; Poales; Poaceae. The record is from RefSeq and is a predicted model, not a curated record. Bases 90 to 800 code for a protein of 236 amino acids.